GUGAGAGGGUGUUGUCUUAUUUCUUUCACCACUGCAACAAGAAGGCAUCAAGGGGUCCAGGACCAAGUCCCUUCUCAGCAGUUUCUCAACCAUUCCUGUUUUCUAAUCAGUGCUUGUUACAAGGGAUUUAGAAACACACAACGCUGUUGGAGAGUUGCAGUAAGAAACAGAGAUCAACCAUCUUCUAAAGUGAAAUCAACAUGGGAAGCAAUAAAACCAGCUGGGGGUAUUUCCCCGUCGCCGUGGUAGGCAUUGGAACUCGCCAUGCUUGUGGCGCAAACACUACCGAUGACUUCUGGAAGGUUCUCAAGGAAGGUAAGGAGUGCAUCCUGGACAUUCCUCCAGAAAGAUGGGCCAUCGAUAACUUCCAUGACGAGGACCAGACAAGACAAGGAAAGAUGGUGACAAAGCGAUGCGGACUCAUCGAUGAUCUGGAAGGCUUCGACAACCUGUUCUUUAAGAUCUCGCCCAGAGAAGCAGCAUCGUUGGACCCUCAACAGCGCCAUCUCCUGGAGGUCAACUAUGAGGCAUUUGAGGACGCAGGGAUCAACCCUGAUAACCUAGGUGAAUCCUGUGGUGUCUUUGUCGGUAUUGGUAUGAUGGAUCACGCCAUCCAGCUAGUCGAUACGUCCACUACCGAUGCGUACACCCUGACCGGUAUUGCGCACAGUGUGUCGGCUAACCGUAUCUCUUAUGCGUUCAACCUCAAAGGGCCUUCUUUUGCAGUCGACACAGCUUGUGCCAGCGGACUGACGGCUCUCCAUCUGGCCUGUACCAGUCUCUGGAACAGAGAGUGCAGCGUUGCAUUGAUGUCAGCUUGCAAUGGUAUCCAACUCCCAGACAUCACAGUCGGGUUCAGCGCCCUUGGUGUUCUCUCACCAGAUGGCCGUUGCAGUCCCUUCUCAAGUACCGCCAAUGGCUACGUCCGCAGUGAAGGAUGGGGCGCCAUUGUCCUCAAACCCCUCAGCCAGGCUCUUGCUGACAAUGACCACAUCUAUACUGUCAUACGCGGUAGCGCCAUCGCAGCCAACGGGUUAGCCAACAGUUUGACCAUGCCAUCUCCUCCUGCUCAGGAGUACGUCAUGAAGGAAGCCUAUGAGAAGUUCGGUGUGUCCAUGUCCGAUGUGCACUAUGUCGAAGCUCACGGCACCGGAACCAUGGUUGGUGAUCCUCUGGAAGCAGAGGCCAUCUCCAGGGCAUUCAACCGCACCAAAGACAACCCUCUCAAGAUUGGAUCCGUAAAGAGCAACUUUGGACAUACCGAGGUUGCUGCCGGAGUGACAGCUGCCAUCAAAGUCGCCUUGAUGAUGGAGAACCGUACCAUCCCACCAACCAUCAAUUUCGUCUCUUCAAACCCCCACAUCGACCCUGAAGAGAUGAAGCUGGACAUCGUAACCAACGUCCAGCCCUUCCCAACCGAAGACAAACACAUCAUUGGCCUCAACUCCUUCGGUUUUGCUGGAGCCCUGGCUCAUUGUAUCUUCGAGGAAGCACCAAAGAGACCUAAGAAGGAGCUGACUCCAGAACAGGUGUGCGGAUGGAAGUUUGGUGACUCCGACAAGGAAGGUCAACCUAUCAUCAUUCCUCUAUCUGCCAAGUCUCCAGAGGCAUUGACAGCUGUUGCCAAACAGUGGCAGAACCUUGAUAUCGACCAGGACGCAAUGAGUGCAGUCUCCUGGAUGUCCACACGGCGACGAGUUCAUGAAAACAGACUCACUGUCAUCUCAAGCUCAGGCAAGCAGUUCAAGGCUCAGAUGAAAGACUUUGUUGAAACAGGUGGCGCCGAGAACGCAACUUCCGGCACCGUCUACAGCGGUGAGCCCAAGAUCUGCAUGAUCUUCCCUGGCCAAGGGCAGCAGUACGGCAACAUGGGAAGACAACUCUACAAGACGGAGCCAGUCUUCAAGAACACCGUGGACGAGUGUGAUGCCAUCUUCAAGAAGAUCAGUGGCUGGUCCGUUCUCGAAGAAAAAUCUCUCUUUGUCGAGCGCCCACAUUCGGCAGAUUACAAGCCCGACACCUUUAUCAAUGAUCUGGAAGUCUCUCAGCCAUCCAUCCUUUUCAUGCAACUCGGUCUCUUUAACCUCUGGACCCACUGGGGUGUCAAGCCCGCUUGUGUGGUUGGACACAGUCUUGGUGAGGUAUCGGCUGCAUAUGCCUGUGGAGGAAUGACCCUUGAAGAAGCUGUGGAGACCAUCUACAUCAGGAGCGUUGAACAGGGAAAGCUUAAGGGAACUGGAAGCAUGGCAGCGCUGAGGAUGACCCUUGAGGAAGCCAGAGAACUCUGUAGCAAGCACGAGCGCCUCUAUGUUGCAGCUAUCAACGCACCUGGAUCAACGGCCAUCGCAGGAAACACUCAAGCCAUUGAACAGAUUGCUGCAGAUAACCCAACGAUCGCCAAGCAGCUGCGUGUCCAGUGUGCUUUCCAUACACCAGACAUGGACCCAACUGAGAAGACCUUCAAGGAGAAGAUGGAGAAAGUGGUGAAGACUCCAGCCGGUGUGCGAAACAUCCCCUUCUACUCCACCCUGACCGGGGCUCGCUACGAAGGAGACUUCAAGACGGCCUAUUGGUGGGACAACAUCCGUAACGCUGUUGAGUUCCAGUCUGCUGUUGAAAACGUCCUGCGUGAUUUCGAGUGUGAUAUGUUCCUGGAAUGCGCUUCCGCUGCCACUCUGCUAUCAUCCGUCAAUCAAAUUGUAAAGGGUUCUGGAGUGAAGAUCCAACUUACAACCAUCGCAUCUGGACAAAGAAACCAAGACGAUCGCAUGUGUGCUCUUCGAGGCCUUGCUAACAUGCACAACAACGGCGUGUCACUGAACUGGAAAAACAUCACCAAGGACUCUGCUGCCUACACUAAACUUCCACUCUACCCGUGGCAACACAAGCCUUUCAUGCUAGAGCCAGAGUACCGACGUAAGCGCCGUCUAGGCCUUGACGAUCGUACGUACAAAGGUCAGAAUGGGCAGCUCAGUCUUGAAACAUUCCCCUUCCAUAGUGACCGUACUGCAAAGGACAAGCUGGUUUUCCCAGAGUCUGGAUAUGUCGAGUACAUGAUGGAAGCUACCAGCGGCGAAAACGAGUUGCCUGUUGUGAACAAAGUAACCUUCACACAGUCUCUAGAGUGGCCGGAGGAAAAGACAGUCACAGGUACCAAGAAGGCUACUCUGAACCUCGACUUGGUGAGAGAUGGAAACAAGGUAGAAAUCAGCUACAAAGGGGACGUAUGUAGCAGCGCAGAGGUAGAGGAGGGUAUUGCCCAAGACAAUACCAUCCCUGUGAAUGAUAUCAUUCAAAGAUGUUCCAAGAAAACAACAGCGGAAGACUUCUACAGCUACAUGCAGGAGAUGGGUCUUGAGUAUGGUGCCAAGUUCCAAGAGGUCAAUGAGGUGUGUCUUGGGGAUGGAGAAAGUGUUGGUUAUCUCAAGCCAGCACAAGAUAACAAGCAGAGAAUCCAAACAACCCACCUAGAUGCCUGCUUCCAGCUUCUUACUUACACUCUCGGGGCCCGAUCAAGCCUGUAUCAACCAGCUAUGAUUGAAAGCAUUCGAAUGAAUGUUCCAUCACUACCUGCCGGAGAGCCUCUUUUGGCAUACACUUCCAUCAUUGACUGUGACAGCUGGGCACUUAGGGGAAAUGUCACGAUCACUUUGACGAACGGAAAGGUGCUUGCUGAAAUCCAGGGAUGUACAUGUAAGAAUACAAGUGGUACACAGACGGACAUCGACAUCAACAAGUGCCUUUACAAGAGAGAAUUCCAGUCAGUCAAAGCACAUCUUCCACCAAUCAAAGAGGUCGCCAAGGUGUUUGACGAGGAAAAUCUGAGGAAGCGCUUUCCUGAACUCAUGGAAUCAGUCACAAGGGCAGAACAAGUGUUUUCAAACAUGGGAGCAAUCUGUCUUGCCUACAUCAAGCAUGGCUUGGAUCAAGUACCCGUCAAAGAGCGUUCUGACUACUUAGAUCCGCGGUACUAUCGACGACUUGAGAAGCUGAAGAGAGACACGUCAAUUCGUCAGAUCAAGUAUGAAGACAUCCCAAAGGUCAAAGAGGAGAUGCUUAAAGUGGCACCAGAACUAAAGCAGGAGUUGAGUAUGGCACAGUGCCUUGGUGAGCAUCUUCCAACCACACUGCGAAAUCCGCAGUCAGCAAUGACACUCCUGUUCAAGCCUGAGUGUAUGGCAUCCUACUUCUUAGAUUCACUGACUACCACAUUCUACUACAAAGCUGGAGCAGAGAUGGUUCGACAAGCAGUUCUCAAGGCUCUUGAGACAAAAGCCACUGUCAGGUUGCUAGAGGUCGGAGCUCGCAUGGGAGGUCUUACCCAUCACAUCCUAGAACAUCUUGAGGAUCUAUGUCUAGAAGGACGAGUUGAGUACGUAUUCACUGACCUCAGCGUUGCUUUCUUCCCACAUGCCCGAGACCACUUGGUCGACUACCCCUUCGUCAAGUAUCAGCAACUAGACAUCGAAACCGACAUCGAGAGUCAAGGUUUUGUGCCAGGUUCAGUCGACAUCCUGAUCUGCUUGGAUACACUCCAUUCCACUGGCCAUCUUCAAGAAGCCCUCUACUUCAUGCGGGAACUCAUCUGCGACGAUGGAUGGAUGAUCCUGUACGAAGCAACAACUGUCAAGUUCAUCGCAGAGGUGAUUUUCGGUGCCCUUCGUCUAUGUUGGGUCUUUGAAGAUGACAGACCCGAAUGUUGCUGGCUGGAGCAAAAUGAAUGGAAAGAGGCGUUGGAGAAGAAUGGCUUUGAUGAUGUUGUGGCUCUAUCGUCUCCGAAGGAGCUUUUCCACAGUGUACUUAUCGGACGCAAGGCAGGAGGCGAUGGUGCUUGCAUCAAUCCAAAAUCCACACCAAUCACCACACGCAAGCAAUGGCUGGUGGUGUCACAUCCCGACAAUGCAAAGUUUGCUGACCUUGUCAAUUCAUCACUAUCGGGUUCAGUGACAUCUCUCUCAUAUGACGAGAUCAUGAAGGCUGAUCUUGGCAAGCUGAAGGAAGACGGUUCAGUCAUCGAGGCUCUCUUCAUCUGGAAUGUUGAUCACGACAACGGGUUCAAGGUACUCCUGAACUUCCUCCAACAGAUCGGUGUGAAUGUAGAGAAUGUCUGCAAGCUGUGGAUGGUGACCCUUGCCGCGACCUCAGGAGCCAGACCUAUCAACGCAGCAGGUGCUGGUCUUGUUCAUGCUGCUGCAAAUGCCUGUCAGAUCCCGUUCGUUACGGUAGAUAUCCCGGAAGAAGUGACAAAUGGAGACAAGGUAUGGGCUUCCAGACUCGUGAACACAAUGCUAGGUAACAAGUUAUCCGACAUGGAGUUGGUUGUAAAGGAUGGAAUCGUUCUUACCCCAAGACUCACGAGGAUGCAGCUCCCUGAAGUGAAGGUUAACGAGACCCCCUACUGGCAACUCACACAGGCUGUUGAUCCCUUCAAGACAGAGUCAUCAGUGGAGGAUCUGGGCAUUGCAUACCAAGAUGGGUUGGAGGUGGCCCCUGGAACAGUCCUUGUUAAGGUCUCAGCAGCAGGUAUCAACAAGAGAGAUGUCGAUCUCGCAAGGGAUAGCACAGUACAGAAAGAAGAUACCAGUUCAUUCGGCAUGGAGUUCUGUGGUGUUGUGGAGAAAGUUGGAGAAGGAGUAACCACCGUCAAGCCCAAAGAUGAAGUCCUUGGAUUUGGCACACACUGCUUGGCAUCGUACACACUAGCUCAUGCAGAUCUUGUUGUCAAGAAACCAAAGAACUUGACCCCAUCACAGGCUGCCACUACCAGCAUCGCCUUUGCAACUGCAUACUACAGCUUAGUAGAAAGAGCUAACAUUACAAAUGGAGAAUCUCUUCUCAUCCAGGUGGCAGACCCAGGUUUAAGGGAUGCAGCAGUACAGAUUGCAAACCACGCAGGAGCUAAGGUAAUCUGCUCCGUAGAUGAUCCAACUACAGCAACGCCACUGAAGAAGAUGGGUGCAAUGAUUGUACCUACAUCCUCAUCCUCUUCAUUUGUUAAUGAUGUUAACAAUGUAACCAAUGGAGCAGGCGUGGAUGUUGUCCUGAACUCUCUUCAGGGCAAGCAGAUGGAGAAGAGUUUGGAACUUCUGGCAGCUGGUGGGCGCUUCUGUUCCAUCACUGACUCCAACGCUAUCAACUUUAAGCUACAGAUGCGGUUGCUGCAGAAGAACAGGUCUUUGAUCUCCUGUAACAUUGAGAGCAUGAAUCAACACCAGAAACCUCUACUUCAGAGGAUCCUGCGGAAGGUAACGGAUCUCAUGGAUAAAGGUAAACUGAAACCACUGGAUGUUACUUCUCGACCCAUCACAGACUACCCAACUCUGUUUGCAGAUGAAAGCAUCACCAACGCUGGCAAGGUUGCCAUCGAAAUCCCAUCAGCAUUCAAACCUAACAAGGUCAUCUCAACUACGCAACUCUUCAAGAAGAAUGCAACAUACGUCGUCACAGCUGCUGAGUCUGGUCUAUCCCAAAUCUUUGCUCGCUGGCUCUACAACAAUGGCGCCAGGCACAUAGCCAUGUGCUAUCUGAUGGAAAGCGGAAAAUCCAAAGCAAGCAGAACAGUUAACUACCUCACCAGAAAGGGUGCUGAAGUCUUUGAGUACUGUCACCAGCUUGACGUACGGGGCCCAGACGGUGGGAUUGCAAAGAUCUUCGGCGAUCUUAAGAAAAGGAAUGUUCCAGCUAUGCGUGGCAUCUUCUGUCUCGGUGGCUACCGACUUCCUGGCAAGGAGACUAUGUCCGAUGUCACCUUCGACAGUCUCCAGGCAAUGCUCUCUGCCAAGGUUCGUCCUGCAAAGUUGUCCCACAUCAUGUCAGACAAGAUGGGACUCGAGCUGGACUACUUCUUCACCUUAUCAAGCGACGACGUUGCCUGGGGCAACCCAUCCGCUGUUGCUAGCGUGACUGGAGACUCCUACCUUGAGAGCUUUGCUCUGAAGAGGCGAUUGGAAGGCAAGCCAGCUCUCAACCUCCAGGUCGGAGCUCUCCGUGGAAUCGACGCCUAUGAGUUCGGAGGACAGACAACUCUACCGGUGAAGGAUGGAGAAACUAGCCUACAUGUGGAAGAGUUCUUGAUGGUUCUCGGUAAACUUCUCUCCUCUCCCGACACUCCGCCAUGUGUCUGCAUUACAAACCAGGACUGGGAAUCUGUACUGAAGUUCUCCCAUGACCACACCUUGAAGUUCCGUCAUCUUGCAGGUGGAGAGCAGGUGGCCAUCUCGGAGUGCAAACUCAGUCUGGAAGACCUACAGAAACAGGUGAAGAACAAGCUUGGUGACCUGCUGUGUGUCAACCCCGACACCAUUGAUCUCCGUCAACCCAUGAUCAACUACGGUGUCGACUCCCUCAUGGCCGUCGAGAUGGUGACAUGGGCAAGCCGUGAGCUCAGCGUGGUCAUCUCCCAACUCGACAUCCUUGGCGGGAUCACCACUGGAGUCCUCUUGGAGAAAGCUAUCGACAACAGCGUCUGUAUCUGAGACUACUGACCUAACGAUUCGGGUCAUUGACAGGGCCAAGACCCGAUUUCACAAAACGAUUGAUCAGUAACAAAUUAUUGUUAUAUAAGCUAUAGAAAUCAGUAUAUUUGAUCGGCUGUCAGGAAAGUUGUUCUAGAUUGUCGGCAUUUGGGAUUGAUAACACGUUUUUUUUAUGAAACAGGUCCCGAGACUGGAGACCUAAACCAGACCAAUUUACCCAAAAAAUUGAUCAAUGCAUGUCUUCUCCGAAAGACCUCGGAACCAACUAUUCACAUUAACCUGAUCAUUUUAAUAACAUCUCUGUAAAUGGGCUGUUUUAUGCAUAAAUUAGUUGUAGUCAUGUCGGUCAACCCUCUGACAAGUUUCCGGAUUUUUAAAAGCAUCAUUUGAUUAUGACGAACAGGUAAACAAAAAUGAAUAGAAUAGUACAUUAUUGAUGCAAUAGUACAUAAUUUAUUAAUGAAGUAUGAAUAAGAUUUGAAUACAGAUUACAGAAGUAUUCUCUAGAAAGUCGCAUUCACAACUAGACCUCAAGGGUGUGAAUUCUUUUGUUGGUGAGACAAAUAUUUGCUGUCAAGACGUAGUCGCUUUCUAAAGAUCCAGAAAACAGUAUCAGUGCACUGCUUGGGAAGACAUAUAAAUAUUCCAUGUAGACACCAAAGUCUUGCUGGAUAAUAUUGAUAAAGCAUGAAUAAACCAGUGUAAUGGCAGGCUAGUAUGUAGUAAUUGUGUUUGUAUAUACAUAAACAUUAAGAAUAUUGUCUGAGUAGUGUCAAAAGUACAGUACAAGAUGAGAACUACGAAUGUAAAAUGAUCUUUGUAAAUGGGAAAUUCCUCACACUAAUAGAGCAAUGGAUCUAUUUUAAACCAUAAAAGAGGACAAUUGUGACAGUAUUUAUUUUUAGUAUUUUAUCAUUGAAAAUAGAUACGUUUGAUAUGUUAGCUUAAUGAGAGUUGUGCAAAUUUGAAAUUUGCAUUUGAAUUGAAUUGAAACGUUUUGUACUUUAUUCCUCCAGAAAGAUAAAUAUUAUUCCACAAAGAUCAUAAUAUGAACUUGGGUAGAACAUAGUGGUAUGGAUUCGCAGAAGAUUCUUAGAAAUCAGACUCUUCAGUAUACUUCAUCAUAUUAGGAUUUUGUUCAAAAUGAAAACAGGAAGUAUAUGAUGCAUAAUUGUAAUUUAAUACACACCUUUAUAAAGCACAUCUAAAAAAUAUAAAUUAAUAGAUGGAAUGUAAAUUUUGUUGUCUUUUAUUUUUGCAUUGGCUGAAUAAUGUAUGCAGAUAUUUGGCAAACAUUUUUUUGCCUUCAUUUUGUCUGAUAUCAUUUGCCUUAGAAAUAUAGGAUAUUUUUCUGUGAAAGGCAACAGAACUGACUUGGUGGUUUAUGUGUUUUGUUAGAUAAUCGAUAUUAUCAUAUAUGUAGUGUAGAAAGUGGUUGGCAUCGUUUUACUUUCUAAGACUAACAAUUUAAAAUGCUAUGGGUAUUUUGGCAAUAAUGUAUAAUAGUGAUAUUUAUGGUAAAUGGAUAUAUUUCAAAUUUAUUUCGGGUCGAAGUACAUAUUUAUUGUUUUAAAUGUCAUCUGUGAAAUUCUGGUAUAUGUUGGUCAUUAAAAGUAUAUUCAAGGUAA
Strongylocentrotus purpuratus (purple sea urchin) is the source of this 9103-nucleotide messenger RNA. Its product is annotated as probable polyketide synthase 1. Lineage: Eukaryota; Metazoa; Echinodermata; Echinoidea; Camarodonta; Strongylocentrotidae. The transcript has 7 exons. The record is from RefSeq and is a predicted model, not a curated record. Gene Ontology annotation, biological process: fatty acid biosynthetic process. Bases 201 to 7475 code for a protein of 2424 amino acids. Gene Ontology annotation, molecular function: 3-oxoacyl-[acyl-carrier-protein] synthase activity; phosphopantetheine binding; oxidoreductase activity.